This is a messenger RNA of Sphaerodactylus townsendi, 3121 nucleotides long. RefSeq names its product cell cycle progression 1 (gene CCPG1). Gene Ontology annotation, cellular component: membrane. The transcript has 10 exons. NCBI's taxonomy places the organism in Eukaryota, Metazoa, Chordata, Lepidosauria, Squamata, Sphaerodactylidae. The coding region runs from base 142 to 2586 and encodes 814 amino acids. The record is from RefSeq and is a predicted model, not a curated record.
GCAGGCGCUCUGCCGCGGAGCUGUUUGUGGUUUCUGCGGAGGACGGACGGAAGGAAGGAAAACAGGGGCGCCAGCGGGCAGCAGCGGCCCCUCCGCCCGGCCAGACCCUGACGCCGCCGCCGCCGCGCAGCUUCUGGCACCAUGUCGGAGAACUCCAGCGACAGCGACUCCUCCUCCUGCGGCUGGACAGUCAUCCACCACGAGGGCUCUGAUGUGGAGGGUCUGGCUUCUGAAAACGAAGGGCCGAGCGGUCCCACGGAGCCGGGCUCAGAAGAACCUGUGACUCUCCUGCCGGAAGAGCAGCAAGGGGAGCCGGCGGCCGUUCAAGCUGAAUUUGGCCAAAAUAAUAAUGCCUCAUCAGCAGUAGAUCCAAGUGGCUCCUCCUCCUUGGAGAUUCCUCCGCCCGCUGCAGGGGGUGAGAGAGAGAAGUUGCCGGAGGAAGGCUCUUGUAUGGGGGCGGUUAGUGAUGAUUCUGAUAUUGUCACCCUCGAGACGCCUAAGAUUGAAGAAAUCGGAAGCCCGGGAGACGUCUCCCUUGGAGAGGAGGAAGAGGAGGAGGAGGAGGAGAUCCCCAUCUCAGGAGAUUUCCACAUGGGCUGUUCUUCUAGCAGCCAGUACACGUUUUGCCAGCCAGAAGCAGCCUUCCCUCCUCACCCGAGUGGCGAAGAGUCCAGCAGCGAUGAAACGAGCAACGGCUCCGGCCCCACCCUGAGACGCCGGCGGGCAAAGAAAAGGCCGGCCUCCGGUUCCGAGUCGGAAGACGCGCCGCCUCUCGAGCAGGACACUGAGCUGGCGCAAGAGCAGCCGCGCAAGCAGCCGUUCGGCCGUGGCCUGAAUCAGUGUGUGAUCCUUGCUUUGGUCAUUGCGGUCAGCAUGGGCUUUGGCCAUUUUUAUGGGCUUCUGGAUGGUACAAUUCAGAUCCAGAAGCGCCAACUGAUGGUUGAGAAAACGCACGAAGAUGAGCUGAAUGACGUGAAAGGCCACCUCCUUCAGUGCCAGCAGGGGCUGGGAGGCGAGUGCCAGUCGCUGAAGGAAGGCCUGGCCACAUGCUUGCUUUCCACGGAGAAGGAGAAGGAAUCCUUUGAGUCCCAGACGUGGAGCCUUGCUUCUGAAAACCAGCACCUGCGAGCAUCUCUGGAGAGGGAGGAAGAGGCCUUGGCUGUGCUGCAAGAGGAGCUGAGGAAGCUGAGGGAACAAAUAAGGCGUCUGGAGAACCUGAGAGGUGCCGGCCCCGAUGACCCCGUGGCGAUGGAGAACCAGAAACUGAAGGCCCACCUCCAAGAGGAGACGCACCGGCGACAGAGCUUCGUGCAGCAGAAGAAGGCCUUGUUCACUGAGGCGCAGAUGCUGCGGCGAGAGCUGGACAAGGAGCGCCAGCUGACGGAAGCGCUCCGGGAGGAGCUGGAAAAGCUCAGCUCCCAGCAGGCGUCCCCUGCAGCAGCGGCAGCGGCAGGGCCUCGUGGGGGCCCGCACCGAGAGAGCGAAGACAUCGAUGCUCUGCGGGGGCGGCUGGAGGAGCUGGAGAAGAAGCUGAGCUUUGAGCAGCAGCGCUCCGACCUCUGGGAAAAGCUGUACGUGGAGGUCAAGGACGACGCGGAGAAACGAGAGCAAGCGGAAAAGCCCGUCAAGACGGACGGGAAAGGAGCCGCCGCCGGCAAAGGCAGGAAGAAGGCCAAAGCGGGCUUCUUUGGGUCGGUGAAGGAGACUUUUGAUGCCAUGAAGAAUUCGACCAAGGAAUUUGUAAGGCACCAUAAGGAAAAAAUCAAGCAGGCCAAAGAAGCGGUCAAGGAGAACUUGAGGAAAUUCUCUGAUUCGGUCAAGUCCACCUUCAGACACUUCAAGGACUCCACAAAGAAUGUGUUUGAGGAGAGGGACAAGAGGAGGCACGAGGGCCAACGGUCCAAGGCCGGCAAGAAAGGGAAAGCGGAUCCCCACCAGCCCUACAGGGCUCCCGGCAGCCAGAGAGAGUCCCAAGAGGGGAGGGGGGCCAGGGAGAGCCGAGGCCCCCGAGAGGCCGCCUUCUCCGCCCACAGCCAGAAGCCCCGCCCCAUCCUCAAGGGCUGCUCGGGCAUUUUUGAUUGUGCUCAUCAGGAGUUUGCGGGCCUCUUCAACCGAGUUCUGGACCCAAUCCGCGCGGAUGAAUUUAAUCAGUUAAUGCACAAGUAUUUGCAGCAAGAAGUAGAGAACUUCCAUCACUGGAGAGAACUGGACGGCUUCCUCAGCCAGUUUUUCCACAACGGGGUCUUCAUCCAUGACCAGAUGCUGUUCACGGAUUUUAUCAGUGACAUCAAGGAUUACCUGGAAGACAUGGAGGAGUACCAGCGGGGCAGGGAGGGGGUGUUUGAGGAUGUGGACACUUUCAUCUACGCCUACUACUUCAGGCAGGAUCACCCCCCUCAGCAGGGACCCAGUCAGCCUUGGAAACGGGCUCCUUUCACCCAGCAGGAAAGACCCUCCCCAAAGCACCCGCAGCGCCACAGAAGAGAAAGAGAAGGCAAAUGGCACAGACAGGGGCGCACGAACGGCAGGCACGUGGCCAACGUAGAGAUCGAGUGGGGCCAGCUGCCCUUGGAUCCCAAAUACUGACCCUGCGGCCAAAUGCGAACGUGGACAGGCACCUGUCUGGAGGGAGGGCUAGCCUCCUCAGUUCUUCCCAGUUUGGCCUCCCCAUGACUUUCUCCUCACCAAGGACCAGCCGGGCUUCUCGAUCCCUCGCGCUCUCUCUCUGCCUGGUCUUCCUGCCCCUUGGGAAAUCCUAAUUUGGCUGCAUUUCUACAAUUGCAAUAAAUCUGGGUACGCAGUAGUUCGUGUGUGGGGUUGUGUGGAAAACAAGCUUACUUGUGGAUGCUAGAAUGCAACCUUGAUUCAGGCCUGAUGCCCAAGUCAUUGGGUGGUGUGUGACGUUCAUCUCAUUAUGUUCAGAAUCAGCUCGGUCUCGUAAUUGUGUCUUUGUUCUUGUGUUGCCGGGGCGGGGGGGUGGGGGAGGGAGGGGGCCAAUCUUGACUUGAGGCGUGUGUUCUGGUGCACUUUCUGAUCAACCUCCUGACUUGCAUUUGAAAUUUCCUGCACAUUUGCAAACUCUAGAAGGAAAAUAAAAUAAAAAAUGUGGUUGGCGAAGAAA